Panthera uncia (snow leopard) is the source of this 2404-nucleotide messenger RNA. RefSeq names its product C-C motif chemokine receptor like 2 (gene CCRL2). Gene Ontology annotation, cellular component: cytoplasm; membrane. Gene Ontology annotation, molecular function: chemokine receptor activity. The transcript is spliced from 2 exons. Gene Ontology annotation, biological process: chemotaxis; immune response; inflammatory response. Lineage: Eukaryota; Metazoa; Chordata; Mammalia; Carnivora; Felidae. The record is from RefSeq and is a predicted model, not a curated record. Bases 316 to 1368 code for a protein of 350 amino acids.
UGGCUCAAAGGCUUGAGAAACACUCUAGGGGUCUGGAGGAGCUUUCGAGCUGCUUUAUUUGGGUUACUCCCCGAGACCGGGCACUUGUGGUGUAGACACAGACCUACCAAGGGCUAAAAGUGGCUUCUCUUGCCCCUCAAGGUCAGGACCUUCUGCUCAGAAGAAAGCCGGUCUCCCAGCUGCCCCCAGGCCAUUCCCACAGCAGCUCGGAUGGUGGGUCAAGAGGCUGUGCCCUGCCCCCCUGGAACUCGGUCAAGUGGACCACCCAGCUGUAUGAAGGGAAGAUAAUCCUUCACUUCUCCACAGGGCAGGCUGAUGAUGGCUAAUUACACGUUGGCCCCGGAGGAUAACUAUGACGUCCUCAUAGAGGGGGACCUGAAUGACGACGAAAUAGAAACGUGCCACCCGUACGACGCCAAGGUUCUCUUGAGCGGGGUGGUCCCCAAGCUCUUCAUCCCUGUGCUCCUGGCUGGACUGCUGGGCAAUAUCUUGACUGUGCUCAUCCUGGCGAAGCACAAAGGACUCAGGCGCACGGAAAAUGUCUAUUUCCUAAACCUGGCAGUUUCGAAUUUGUGUUUCUCGCUCUCCUUGCCUCUCUGGGCUUACACCGCGUCCUAUGGGGGGGUUCUGGGCAGCCCUGUGUGUAAAACUCUCGUCGUAUUUUCCUCUAUAGGCCUGUACAGUGAGGCUCUUUUCAAUGUCCUUCUGACCGUGCAAAGGUACCUGGUGUCUUGCAACACGAGAAGGUUUCCCCGGACCAGGACGAUGCACUGGAACAUCGCCUCGACUGUUCUGGCGUGGGGCCUGGCCACGCUGGUCAUUUUGCCUGAAUCCGUGUUUUACAAACCUCAGAUGGAGAGCCAGAAAUACGAGUGCUUUGUUAGCAGCCCUCCCUUCCUGCCAGCUGAUGAGACUUUCUGGAAGCAUUUUCUGACCCUGAAGAUGAACAUCCUGGGCCUUCUUUUCCCACUGUGCGCUCUCACGUUUUGCUACACACGUUUGCGAAAAACGCUGAGCUUUAGGGGGAGGAGGUAUGACCCUCACAAGCUCGUGUUUGCCGUAGUGGUUGUUUUCCUUCUGAUGUGGGGCCCCUACAAUAUCGCACUUUUCCUGUCCGCGUUCAGAGAACAUUUCUCCCUGCACGACUGUCAGAGCAACUACCACCUGGACAGAAGCGUUCAGAUCGUGAGGAUCGUCGCCACCACCCACUGCUGCGUCAACCCCGUGCUCCACGCGGUCCUCGACACCACGUUCCGAAGACACCUCUGCCGCCUGUGCCGUCUGCGGGGUGACAGUCUGCUUCGGGGCACGGAGGGCUCCGCACAAGACGCGUCAGUGGAAGAACAUGACGAUUCCACCAGAGUGUAAACAGGCUUCCGUCAACGGCGGGAUAAAUAAACAUCGGGUUUUGUAUUGCUGCAUCGUGUGUGUAUUUAUUUUUACACAUCUGUGUACAAAAUAGGAUACAAGAAGAGGGGCGCCUGGGUGGCUCAGUCGGUUAAGCGUCAGAUUCUUGAGCUCAGGGCAUGAGCUCAUGGUUCGUGGGUUCAAGCCCCUCAUCGGGCUCUGCCCUGCCAGUGCCAGACCUGCCUGGGAUCCUCUCUCUCUCCUUCUCUCUCUGCCCCUCCCGUGUGCUCUCUCCCUCGCUCUCUCUCAAAAUAAAUAAAAAAUAAACUUAAAAAUAUUUUUAAAAAUAAGAUAUGAGAAGACAAGUGGGGAGCACUGAAUUUGUCUUAGGUGUCGUGCGAGGCAGGCCCUUGGCAAAUGUGAGCUCCUCCGCGGCUCAGUGCUUGUCCGUGGGUGUAGACAGCAUUUAUCUCAUUUCGCCAAGGAGGAAACUAAGGCUCAGAAAUUGGUCUAGGCUCACACAGCUAGAAAGUGGCAAGGCUGGGACCCAAAUAUGACUGCCACUCAUUGCAGAAUCUAUGCUUUGUCCAGCACCCCAAACUUCCAAACACCAGGCAAGAAAACACAUGAAAUAAAUAUGUACUCUUUUUUUUUUUUUUAACGUUUAUUUAUUUUUGAGACAGAGAGAGACAGAGCAUGAACAGGGGAGGGGCAGAGAGAGAGGGAGACACAGAAUCGGAAGCAGGCUCCAGGCUCUGGGCCAUCAGCCCAGAGCCCGACGCGGGGCUCGAACUCACGGACCGCGAGAUCGUGACCUGAGCUGAAGUCGGACGCUUAACCGACUGAGCCACCCAGGCGCCCCAAAUAUGUACUCUUAAAACCAGACCACAUUCCAAAUUAGAAGCAACCUGUUCAUAUAGAAGCAAUUGUUCAGGCACAUUUUCUUGCAGGUAAUUAAAAGAACUGGCCAGCUGAACUAUGGGUAAAGAGGUAAAAGCGACCUGAUCUGUGGAAUUCACUAGGUUUUCUUGCUACGUGAAUAGCCUGCACAAAGUAA